AUGUCCCGCCACAAUGAGCAUAUUGAAGAUGAAGAGAAGCCAGGCAAUGGCAACCACGUCGAUAAUACCUCCUUCAUCCUCGCCACUGGACAACGGCAUUCGUCUGGAGAGCAUGUAUACCAACCCAGCGACUUUUCCAUGUGUAUCCUUUUGACCGCUUACGACGCAUUCCACCACCCCAAGAGUUUAACUGGAAACCAGUUAGAGCACCAGCUCUACUCCACCGUCACCCUUCUCAAAUCAACCCUCGGAGUACCCAUGCCAUCAGGGCCGUCAGUUCACGUGGAAGUCGAAGCCAAGGUCUACUACGAAACCAAAUUGACCACGGAUGAACUUGAUUUAAUUUGCGGACCUUACCAGUGUGUCAAUGAACAAGGACAGACAUCCUCGAAGUCGUGGUGGCCAUUGGCCCGGUUCUAG
Messenger RNA from Coprinopsis cinerea okayama7#130, 420 nucleotides. RefSeq lists its product as hypothetical. The record is from RefSeq and is a predicted model, not a curated record. Lineage: Eukaryota; Fungi; Basidiomycota; Agaricomycetes; Agaricales; Psathyrellaceae. Bases 1 to 420 code for a protein of 139 amino acids. The transcript is spliced from 4 exons.